AUGAGCGCUUCACCGGUAAUUUUGCAUAGUGAUGAUGGUAAUCUGGAAGCACCACAAAUCCGCAAAAGGGUCUCCCAGGGAGCUAGCGAGGAUGCUGAUGGUCCGAAGGCUAAGCGCAAAAGUGUGAAGAAUGAAGAACAGAACCUCUCUCCGGUAGAACCUGUAAAUGCCACUACUAAAGAACAAUCGCUGGCAAGUAGUAAUAGCUCUAAUGGCGCCAAGAAUAAGCGUAAAAGUACAUCUGAGGGAAACUAUGAAAAAAGCACAUCAGGAGAAACAAAGCUGGCCACGUCAGCUCCUGCGGGGCCAACCGGUCACAGACCAGUCACGUCGUGUACGCACUGCCGACAGCACAAGAUCAAAUGCAAUGCAAGCGAAAAGUUUCCGGCAGCUUGUUCUCGGUGCGAGCGCAUGGGUCUUACGUGUGAGGUUGAUCCUCAGUUCAAGCCCAAAAAGGGAUCUCAGCUCCAGAGCCUGCGUAACGACGUGGACGAGCUGAAACUCAAAGUCGAAUGCCUGGCAUACAAUGAAAGUCUAAUUGCACGAGCUCUUGAAAAGACGGAGUGGGGCCAAAAACUUUUGCAGAGCGUGAAGUUGGCCGGGCGUCCCGCUAGACGCACGGGCGAGCUCCGUCCGAAGGGGCCUUUGCCGGUCCUGGGGAGGUCUUCGUCACAACCCAAGAUCAGUGUCCAAACAUAUCUGGCUCAAGAGCCACAACUCUUGCAUCGGAGCACUGGGGCUGGGCUCAAAGACUCGGCGGUUGCGGAGGACGAAUCUGAGAGCACUCGGAUGGCCCUGCUCACAGAUCCCACACUUUUGAACGAUGAUACCCUUCCACCGGUGCUAAGAACUGCUCUGAAGCACCAUGCAUUAAAAUACUCAGGCUCACACGACGUCAUUAGCCAAAGCAGAAGUCGAAGCAUGACACCCGACAAUACUGGGAGUGGAGAAACAAUUGGAACUAAGCCCCACGUUGUUGCCACUACAAGUGCCACACAGCCCUUGGUUUCUCCACAGGCCGGAAUAGACGAGUUUGUUCUCGGUGACGUAAGGAUCUCCAUCUCUAGGGCAGAAGAGUUGCACAAAGUUUUCGUUGAGUCAUUUCUGCCGUAUUUCCCAAUCAUGUAUUCCAACAGCGCCACUGAACUUUACUCACAAUCACAGCUUCUCUUCUGGACGGUGAUACUCACAGCUUGUCUAUCAGAGCCCGAACCGACUCUUUACAAUCAGUUGGCUUCACUGAUUAAGCAGCUGGCUAUAGAAACCUGUUGGAUCCGCACUCCGAGAUCUACGCAUAUAUCACAGGCACUGUUGAUCCUUUGCAAUUGGCCGCUGCCCAAUGAAAAAGUCUUGGACGAUUGCUCGUAUAGAUUUGUCGGGCUGGCAAAGUCUUUAUCAUUCCAGCUCGGUUUACAUCGUGGGAAAUUCAUGUCAGAAUUUAGCAGGACUCAAACUUCCAUGCCAGACGCAGAAAAAUGGAGAACUCGUACGUGGCUGGGGAUUUUUUUCACCGAGCAAAGUUGGGCGAGUAUUUUGGGUUUGCCACCAACUUCCAGGAACGAUUACUUGGUAGAAAUGGCUCGACUUCAAGAGGAUGAAGGUAUCGUACCCACAAGAUUCCGUCGACUAAUAUGUCUUGCCAACUAUCAAGCAGAACUUUGUGAAACCGUUGGGUCGAGCGUGUCAUCUCCGGAUGGUCUGCUGGACGCAAAGGAGAGACCAAAAGCUCUGGAUACCAUGGAGAAAGAGCUCGACAGAUUAAGGUUGACGUUGAAGUUCGAAGAGGAUACGGUGACAGAAAUCUACUAUUUAUACGUACAACUCAUGAUUUGCUGUUUUGCAUUCCUUCCUGGCACUUCUACCGACCAUCAAAAGCAGUACGUCGAAAAGGCAUACUUGAGUGCUACAAAAGUUGUUACACUGUUAACAAAACUGUUAGAAAGAUCGAAUCUGAUUCAACUACCGAUCUAUGUUCGACAAAGUGUAACCUAUUCCGCCUUAAUUCUUUUCAAGUUACAACUUACGCCAUUAUUGGCCGACAAGCAUGUGGACUCCGCCCGCCAAUCAAUUGUGACCGUUCACCGGCUAUGCAGGAAUCAACUAACAGCGUGGACCGCAAGUGUGGAAAAUGACAUUUCCAGAACCGCCGGUGUUUUAGAGAAAUUGAACUUUGUGUUGAUAUCACAACCAGAGAUAUUCAUUGAGAGCGAAGGAAUCAUAUCACGGAUGAGAUCCCAUCUAACUGGAACCUUGUUUUACGACUUAGUGUGGUGCAUCCAUGAAGCUCGUAGACGACAAAAUGACUCAGCAUCUGGUAAAGAAGAGACGAAAAUGGUAGAUGUUCAAGAUGAUGCUCGCUCAAAAAGGAAGCUUUUCCCUUUACCAUUCUACAACCAAAUUUCAAAAGAAGACUUUGAAACAAUCACAAAAACCACUCCUGGUGGCACUACGAUAACCACCUUGGUUCCCACCGAAAACGCAAUACAGCAGGCAAAGAAACUGGCCAAAAGUCAAGGAAACCGAAAGGGGCCAAUUAAAUACAUCAAUGGGAUCCCAAUCUCUGUACUCGACGAGACGGGAAGCAUGAAAUUCGAUGCUGCCAGUAUGGCAACCCCCGGAGUCGCAUUAUGCUCGGACGUGUCGUCGCCACAUACACCUUACAACUCGUCAAAACCAAGCGCUACGACAGAGGAUGUUAUGCCCAGGUCUCCUUCCCUGUUCACCCAACCAAUGCAACGUUCUGCCAGCACACCAGCAGUUGCAGAGCCGUCCACUGGUGGACGGCGCGUCACUAGCAUUUCGCCCUCAUUAGUUUCUGGAAAUACCAAUUCUCUGUUUGCUGUUAACAGCACAGGCCUACCACCCUUGGCAACAAAUAAGGCUGCCUCUCCGGAUUUUGUUCCACCAGGGCCUCCAUUGUUGCCUUCGAACUCGUUUUCAACCUUCAACAUGUUCUUGAACGAAGAAAGUGGGCUCAACAGCAAUAGUGCCACCAACACCCAUCAUGGAGCCACUCCAGUCCCCACUCAAAUUUUCUCUAAACAGUCAUCGGAGUUAAACAUGUUUUUUCAGGCGCAGAGCGCUGGUUGGAUGGAACGGAAUAGUGCCAGCGAUGACGAUUUUCUUGGCUGGUUCGAUAUCAAUAUGGCCCCGGAGUUUUAG
Lachancea dasiensis is the source of this 3162-nucleotide messenger RNA. The record is from the annotation of a GenBank genome assembly. NCBI's taxonomy places the organism in Eukaryota, Fungi, Ascomycota, Saccharomycetes, Saccharomycetales, Saccharomycetaceae.